Callorhinchus milii (elephant shark) is the source of this 1603-nucleotide messenger RNA. RefSeq names its product serine protease 23. The record is from RefSeq and is a predicted model, not a curated record. Gene Ontology annotation, biological process: proteolysis. Lineage: Eukaryota; Metazoa; Chordata; Chondrichthyes; Chimaeriformes; Callorhinchidae. Gene Ontology annotation, molecular function: serine-type endopeptidase activity. The coding region runs from base 393 to 1499 and encodes 368 amino acids. The transcript has 2 exons.
CACACACUCACAGUCACACACACAGUCAGAGAGGAGCUCAGGGGGAGCACUGUGAGAGCUCUGACACUGAGUCAGUUCUGCACUGGGAGCCUCUGCGCCACUGCAACUCUCAGUUACGCUGAACAUUACCACACACACCAAAAAGGCUCUUGCAAUAGGGGGGAGAAAAAAAAAACACCGAACUCCCUCCCAGAUGGGAAAUCCGAAAAGCUCCUCAGUGCAUUAAAAAAAAGUUGAGGUGAACUCAGCCCCAACAGCGAACCUUACACACAGGGAAAAGCGAGAGCAGAAUGAGAGGCUGUGCACCUGCCGCAGUCUGAGCGCCGCUGCAUCAGCGCCGAGAGAGAGCCAAAGGGGUUUUGGAGCAGUAACAGAGCAGAUCAGCCUUCAGCAUGGUAACGUUGCCAGCACUAGUCCUUUUCUUGUGUUCCAUUAAGCAAGUUGCAUUGUUCAAGCCAGAAUGGCAAUCAACAAAUAUACCUGCUGUUUUGCCUCAGACAACUAUGACACUAGAGAACCCCCACUUUCAAGGUAAAGCCAAGCUGGAAGUAACAUCUCUGUGUGCAUUAGAUUGUCAUAAGAAAGUGCCGCUACCAACCUUUGAAGAUCUGAAAGAAUACCUGUCUUACGAAACUCUGUACCUGAAUGGAAGUCGAACUCUCACAAACGUGGGAAUCUAUAGAUUCGCUCAUGCUUAUUUGGUAGACAAAGGCAGAACAAGAACAAAACGGCAGAUCUAUGGCUGGGAUAACAGAUUCAGCAUUCUGGGGAAAAACUUUCUACUGAGAUAUCCUUUUUCAACUUCAGUGAAAAUAUCCACCGGUUGCACUGGGACAUUGGUAGCUGAGAAACACGUUCUGACUGCCGCCCAUUGUAUCCACGAUGGCAAGAGUUACGUGAAGGGUGCACGGAAGCUGAAAGUCGGAUUUGUCAAACCAAAGCAAAAGGAGAAUGGGAAAGGCAGAAACCAGACCACAUCAUUCUUUCCAGAAAAAAACAAAUUCCAUUGGAUACGAGUAAAGAGGACACAUGUUCCCAAGGGAUGGAUCAAAGGUUCUGCCAAUGAUAUUGGGAUGGAUUAUGACUAUGCAUUGCUCGAACUCAAAAGGGCUCACAAGAAGCCCUUUAUGAAAAUAGGUGUCACACCUCCUCGUAGGAGGUUGCCCGGAGGCAGGAUUCAUUUUUCUGGGUUUGACAAUGAUCGUCCAGGAGAUCUUGUUUAUCGUUUCUGCACGGUCGAAGAUGAAACUUAUGACCUCCUGUACCAGCAGUGUGAUGCACAGCCGGGAGCCAGUGGAUCAGGAGUAUACACCCGGAUGUGGAAAAGGCAGAAUCGGAAAUGGGAGCGGAAAGUCAUUGGAAUAUUUUCAGGUCACCAAUGGGUGGAUAAGGAUGGGGUGCAGCAGGACUACAAUGUCGCUGUUAGGAUCACUCCACUAAAGUAUGCACAGAUUUGUUUUUGGAUCAAAGGAAACUACGUGGACUGUCGAGAUGGAUGAUGCCUUUUAAAAAAAUUGCUAAGCUUUUAAAACUAUGUACCGUGCAAGCAGGUAAUUCUUGUAUUGUGAGCAGAAAUAUUCUAAUAUAAACUCGUCUUACUGUG